Messenger RNA from Metarhizium album ARSEF 1941, 918 nucleotides. Its product is annotated as nucleoside-diphosphate-sugar epimerase family protein. The transcript is spliced from 2 exons. Bases 1 to 918 code for a protein of 305 amino acids. The record is from RefSeq and is a predicted model, not a curated record. NCBI's taxonomy places the organism in Eukaryota, Fungi, Ascomycota, Sordariomycetes, Hypocreales, Clavicipitaceae.
AUGUCUCGCGCCCUGCUCAUAACGGGAGCCACCGGCAAACAAGGCGGCAGCGUCAUCAAAUCGCUGCUCGCCAAAAACCCCGACUUCCAGAUCCUCGCAGUCACAAGAGACACGACCUCGCCGGGGGCAAAGAAACUGGCCGCCGCGUCUCCCAAAAUCACCCUCGUCCAGGGAAACCUAGACGAUGCCGAGGGCAUUUUUAAAAAUGCCACAAAGGCAACCCGGGUCCCCAUCUGGGGCGUUUUCAGCGUCCAGCCGCCCGCAAUGAAAAGGUCCGGCGCCAUCAUCGAGGAGGCCCAGGGCAAGUCAUUGAUCGACGCGGCCGUGAGGCACGGCGUGAAGCACUUUGUGUACACGUCCGUGGAUCGCCACGGCGCCAAGUCCAUCGACAACCCGACCAAUGUUCCGCACUUCAUCAGCAAGCACCACAUCGAGCACCAUCUCAUAGACAAGGGCAAGAAAGGCAUGUCGUGGACGAUUCUUAGACCGGUAGCUUUCAUGGAGAACCUGGCGCCCGGUUUCAUCGGCAAGUUCUUUGUGACUGCGUGGCGCGACGCAAUCAAGUCUCGCCCGCUGCAGCUGAUCUCGACCGAUGAUAUCGGCGCCUUUGCCGCGCUGUCCUUCAUGGAGCCCGAGAGGUUUGCAGGCAAGAGCAUCUCGCUGGCUGGGGAUGAAAUGACAUAUGCCCAGCUGGAACAGGUCUUUAGGGAGAAGACGGGCGCCCCUCCGCCCACUACUUUUGGCUUUGUGGCCUGGCUCAUUUUGCAGCUCUCGGUCGAGAUGAAGACCAUGUUUAGGUUCUUUGAGACGGAAGGCUAUGGCGCCGAUAUUGCUGCUGUUAGGGAGCUUGACCCUGAUGUCAAGGACUUGAGUCGCUGGCUGGAGGGGAGUGUUUUUGUCAAGUCGAAACGAGCGUGA